Messenger RNA from Patiria miniata (bat star), 3513 nucleotides. RefSeq names its product UPF0764 protein C16orf89 homolog. Lineage: Eukaryota; Metazoa; Echinodermata; Asteroidea; Valvatida; Asterinidae. Gene Ontology annotation, cellular component: membrane; cytosol. The transcript is spliced from 8 exons. The record is from RefSeq and is a predicted model, not a curated record. The coding region runs from base 213 to 1391 and encodes 392 amino acids.
CCCUCUGUGGCGACAAGCUUGUGUGGUUGUUUCUGCUGUCACGUGUGGUACCAUACACUCAAUCAACACGAUCGAUUUAGCGAAGAAAAUGACGUUGGAUGCGUGGUUGCGAUGAUGUUACAUCCAGAACAUCUUUGACGCUCGUCCAACAAACUGUCAUAAUUCUGAGUAGCUCAAUUCAUAUGCGACGCUCUUCGGAGAAUUAGACAUCGAUGAUUGAUUUUUUUUUUCUGAGAAAGAGUCAGACAAGCUGUUUGGCUGAUUGCAAUAUGUCUUUCGGUGGUUUGAAGUGGUUGACUGUCGUGUUUACCGUGAUAUUGGUUUGGUCCGGCGAAUGUUACGGAGUGAGCGAGUCCUGCGGGGAGUUGGCGCACCGCGUGGUGCGAGCUCUGGACGGGGCGCUGGGCUUCUUCGACCGGGAGUACGACAAGGUGAACCUGGACGCGGUGGUGGGAGUCCGAAUGGCGCAAAGCCAACUCCAAGCUGCACUCGCUGAGCUGGAUGCGGCCAAGCCACCAGAGCUGAAGUCCUUGCAAGACGAGCUGCAGAAACUAUCUGACCAGGCAGAGACCAUCUGCGAUCGGGCCAUCCCUGUGGUCAAACGGCAAUAUCCCAAGGAUUACAAAGAUUUAGGCCUGCUCAUCAGCGGCGAUUUCUGGAAUGCUGGGAGUACGGCGGAGAAGCGGCAGACGGACCGGUCUCUGGGCAGUGCCCCACGGCAAGACGAGGGAUGGGAACCCCUGAGCGAACCGCUGACAGAUCGGUGCAUCAGCCAGCUCCUCGGAACAAAAACCGAGCCGUGCAGCAUCACAUCGUUUUGCUGGCUUGCGAUGACGCCUCGAGGCUACCGUAGCUACUCGCUUAGCCACCAGGUCCUGUACCUCACAGUGGGAUCAAUGAUGGGCUGUGAGUCUCACAUGAUAAAGCGACUCCAUACCCCUGAUGAGACUGACAGAACAGGCGGGUCGAUGCUGGACUCACUCACGGACGGUUUCUGCUCUGACGUCUUGAGGGAGGCAGAGGCGACGGCUGGAGAAGGGUACCCGACUGGAAGUCAAGAUCUCUUCAUGGAACAAGUGCUUCUGUGUGGCCUGAAGGGAUACGAGGACUUCUUCCGGUUGCCAUGGUUACAGGCUGUGCUCAGCUGGCAGGAUGCAAGUGGCUGCUUCAAAAAUGAUGUCUACCGCCCUCAUGCGUCUGACGUGGAUCUCGAUGAUCCGAAGAAUGCCGAUGUGUCUGGUCACGUCAGGAUAAGAAGACGAGAAAAUGAAGUUAGCGGGACUGGUUGUCUGAUGCACAAGACGGCAGUGGGCACGGGGUUCCUGUCAAUUUACCUACGGAUGCUGAUAGAUACCAUGGCGACGGGAGAAACUGUGACAAACUGCCUUUGAACUAUUUCCUGGCCCGCAACAAUGGGCAUUGUUCGUACAACAAUCCACUCGGAAGACGUUGAAGAAAUAAUUAGGCCAUAGUAAAACUGAGAUUUGCAAUCUCAUGCGAGGAUUGGUUAAUCCACUUAUAAAUAUUUAAAUUAAUAUGUUUCGCAUGUUUGUUUAGAAGUCCAUUUUGCCUGUGUGGUUUAUAUUUAUGACUUUUUUUUAUAAUUAAUGUCUUAUAUGCGUCAUUUUGUGACACUGGAAAGCACAUGAGUUUUAUCAAACUCAAACUAUACCUUAACUGAAUAUUCAUGGUAUUGCUACUAAAGAAAAUGAAUCUUGGAAAAAAAUCGGAGGCAAAUGACAAAAUAAAAUGAUGAAUGAUAUCAUUCUUUAAUUUUUUUGAAACAGAAAUUACGAAAUUGGGUAGCGGAGGGAGGGGUCGUUGUCUGAGUAUCACCCGUUAUCCACGGAGCCAAGUCUCCUGUAUAACGUCUGAUAUGUCUAAACAUGCUGAUAUAGCCUAUGCACUAAAAGGCGCGCAGAAGCCAGUCAGAAUUGGAGUACUAAAAUUGUGAUUUCAUUCCCAAAUCAGGACUAAAACUGUGAUUGGUCAAUUCGAAUGCAAUGUUUUUGAACAACAGCCGGGCGCGUGUCGCGUAUAAUACAGAGAGCGUGACCACAACCUUUGUUGCCGUGUCUAGCGGGUUUUUUUUUUUUUAUCCAUGUCUAGACGCGACAACAGGUGAAUGUACGAACACCCGACAAAGAAAGCGCCCGCAGAUUGGUCAAAAUCUAGAGGUCAAGAUGCGGUUGUCUUGCAUAAUUGAUCAGCAAAUCUGUUCAAAAAUUAUAGAACAUGGCGAAAGACUGAAGGGGUGGGGGUCUAGCGCUAAUAUCAGAUUUGAGAUUGGUUUUCAUCGUGGUAAAAAUGAAACUUCAAUUGUGUUAUACUUGAAGAUAAUUAUCCUGUCUUCUUUUCAAGAUGACUACAGGACAGACGGCAAAACUUCACAAAAUUUCACUAAGGCUUCAGGUCAGAUACAUGUACUUUGCCGGAGGUGAGGGUAGGGGGGGGGGGAGUUGCGCCUGUAUACUGCUUAUUCAUUUUGUUGACAGAAAUACUUCGGCAAACAGGAGGUGGGUUUAGUAAUUAUACUGCCGUCCUUCCCCUUGUCAUACCGAAAGGGAUACAGCUUCUAUACAGAGAACAAAGUAUGGUAAUAACCAGUGGGGGUUACGAGGUCACAUAUGUAGUUUAUGUAAACGCAGUAAUUUACACGUUACGUAGUUUAAUUGCCUUAAAGCGAGGUGAAAGCUAUCAUUAUAGAAAUAGAGUAAUCUCACUGGGUCUGAUUGUGCGUGUUUUGUUCCAUAAUCCCGACAACUCAUUUCCGUUGUCUCAGUCGAUUUGGUCCCUUGUGUACCCCGUCAGGGUUUGGUCUUGCACGCGGAAAAUGUCAGCUAGUAUUAUCUUGUGUUAUAAAGCUUGCAGGUUCACAGAGUGUUAUGACGGCAUGUGUUUUAAACUUCUCCACUACAAAUAAAAAAGGAAAAGAGGGAGAUGUGUCCCAAACAAAGUCAAAAAUUAUUGUAUUUUAUUUAAAAAAAACGUAUAGGUAGCAGGUGAAAUUGCUGGAUAUGUAGUCUAAACGCAGCAAUUUACACGUCACAUGCACAUAUAUUAGUGGUAUACAUGUACAUACCAAACCUAUGGGUUGGUUACUUGAAUUUAUGGGUUGGUCUCAUAAACAGCGCCCCCUAAUGUCAAAUGUCGAAUUUUCUGAAGCCCCCUCCCAAAAAAACCUGCCCACUUCCUGACACCCCACUGCAGAAACGUAUAAGUAAUGGACACAAUAGGAUGGCACUAUGAGAAGUGGGUAAACUGUGUACUUACCCAACUUUACCCAGCCCAGAUAGCGCACCCUGUACAUACAUGCCGAAAAAAGUUAGUGUCUGGUUACAGUUCAUAAUAUCUGCGUUUCUUAGGCACAAUGAGGACCUUCUAAUAGGAUAAAUAACAAACUGGGGGAAUUUCAAGGUUUGGAUGAGUCGCAUCCUGGUCAAAAUUCCCGCAAAAUUAGGAAUAUAUAGCUUAAAACGUAGUGCAUAUUAAAAACAAUAUAUAUUUUUCAAA